AUGGGAGGGGGAAGGGAAGGGAAGGGAAGGGAAGGGAAGGGAAGGGAGGGGGAAAGGGAGGGGGGGUCUAGCCUGCGAGCAAGGUCUCUUGCUGCCGGGAUUGGGGGGAGGUUGGGUGGGGUGGGGCAGUGAGAGACCUUGCUCGCAGGCUAGACCCGGGGAGGUUUUGCUGCUCAGCACAAUUUUUUUUCUUCUUACUUUUAUAAAAUUCUUGACUCAAAAUAAGCACUUUUAGAAAAGGAUGCAUUCACGUAAGAAAAAAAACGGGAAAAAAAGGACGUGUGCGAAGAAACAAGCGAAAUUUAUGAUUAUACAUUUGUCAUUACUCAGGAUCAACUUCUCCACACUUUGAGACCCACAGGACGCUUUUUCCCCACAUUCAACUUCGCGAGUUAGUCUACUUAUAGUACGUUCCUUUUCUUUAAUGCAGUGGAUAAACUGACCAUGAAGUUGCAAACUGCUCUUCGUCUGAAGUUGGAGAAUUUUCUUUAUUGCUCAUGGACCUUGGGGACAUUUAACAGCCUGAUUUUAAGACUGGAUUGAAAUAGCUUGAAUUAACCUUGCCUGCGAAAAAGAAACCCGACCUGAUGGAAUUACUAAUCGUCAAUAGGCCGGGCAAACAAUGUUUGUUUGGUUCAUCUUGUCAAGUGACUUUUGGGUCAAGUUGGACACUGAUGGAGAUCUCCUGAAAUGUCCCUGGGACUCUUGUGAUGUCUCAAGUAAGAGGAUGUAAGUAUAUUUCAUUCUGGAAAAAAAAGUUUUAGCUGCCUUAGGACACGCAGGAUAUGACCUUGUUAUGAUCUUUCAGGCUGAUUUCACGGUUCUAUCCAAGUUUCGGUCGCAUCGGUAGCAUUUUAGUAUGAUUUACAGUGCUACUUGCAGAUUUCCUAUUGCAGUUAUAAGGGUACCAGAUUCAGACUAAGGGUACUGUAGUUGCCUAGUUAGAGAAGAACGCUCUUUCUUGUUUUCGAAGGGUCACAUUGCUGGCUCCAAAUCCAUUAAAAGUGACAUAACCUUCGCGUUUUUCAUUUAUAAGAUCAAUUUUGCUUGUUACAGGAACACUUGUAAAUGGCGUGAGAUUAACAUGCACAUUCUCCAUACUCAUUCCUUUACCGUUCAUCUGGCGCUAACGAGGAGAAUUUGACUAGAAGUCACAAUGUUUUUCGCUGCUAAGCAGUUUCCUCUAUUUUCAGCCUUUUAUGAUUGAUACUGUUCACUGGUAGGAUAUAUAGCGAGAAUGUAAAUUGAUGUUGAUCACUGUUAACCGUACAAAAACUGUUUCUUGUGAUCACCGACGGAAAGCAAACGCACCGACGGACAUUUCAAGUAUUUCAAAACUUACACCUAAAAUCAACUUACAGCUAAAAUCAAAAUUGCCCGUCGGAAAAAACGUGAAAGCGCUAAGUGCUUUUUUAAAUGUACCAGCCGUCAGAAAGAUACAAGAAUCCUGAUUAAAAGGAGGCUUUCGCAAAGCCGAGAAGGCUACAGUUUCCAUUAUGUUUGGUUGACUUUGGUUUGUUUUGGUUCUUGGACCUGUGGGACCUCAGGGACCUCUCUGGGCCGAAGGUUCAUGAUGUCAUUAUUUUCAACAGCCAAUCAGGGGCAAGAAUUUGAUUUGCAUAUGAAUAACAUACAAAAAAACCAUUGAAUUUGUAACCGAGCCGGGAUAGCGCAAUUGGCAUAAGCAUUGAAUUGGUAAUGAAUUGGCAAACAAAGAGGUGACGGGUUCGAAUCCCGCCUGAUUAGCAUAAAAAGGAAAAAAAGAAAAAAAUCGCGGCUUGGAUCUGGGAGGGCUUGGGGCGAGGAGGGGGAAGAAAAAGGCGCUUGGGAAGGGUAUGGGAAGCGGGAGUUGGUACACCGGCCCGGGGGCGGGCCGGGGGAGGGCAGGGAGAGGGGGCAGGCGGGAGGGGGGUAGGUAGAUAGGUAGAGGGGUAGGUAGAUAGAUAGAUAGGUAGAUAGGUAGAUAGGUAGAGGGGUAGGUAGGGGGGGGUAGAUAGGUAGAUAGGUAGAGGGCGGAGGGAUGGGGAGGGGGGAAGGGGGAAGGGAAGGGAGGGAAGGAAGGGAAGGGAAGGAAGGAAGGGAAGGGAAAGGAAAGGGGGGGGGGGGUCUAGCCUGCGAGCAAGGUCUCUUGCUGCCGGGAUUGGGGGAGGUUGGGUGGGGUGGGGCAGUGAGAGACGAUACUCGCAGGCUAGACCCGGGGAGGGUUUUGCUGCUCAGCACAAUUUUUUCUUUUCUUACUUUUAUAAAAUUCUUGACUCAAAAUAAGCACUUUUAGAAAAGGAUGCAUUCACGUAAGAAAAAACGGGAAAAAAAGGACGUGUGCGAAGAAACAAGCGAAAUUUAUGAUUAUACAUUUGUCAUUACUCAGGAUCAACUUCUCCACACUUUGAGACCCACAGGACGCUUUUUCCCACAUUCAACUUCGCGAGUUAGUCUACUUAUAGUACGUUCCUUUUCUUUAAUGCAGUGGAUAAACUGACCAUGAAGUUGCAAACUGCUCUUCGUCUGAAGUUGGAGAAUUUUCUUUAUUGCUCAUGGACCUUGGGGACAUUUAACAGCCUGAUUUUAAGACUGGAUUGAAAUAGCUUGAAUUAACCUUGCCUGCGAAAGAAACCCGACCUGAUGGAAUUACUAAUCGUCAAUAGGCCGGGCAAACAAUGUUUGUUUGGUUCAUCUUGUCAAGUGACUUUUGGGUCAAGUUGGACACUGAUGGAGAUCUCCUGAAAUGUCCCUGGGACUCUUGUGAUGUCUCAAGUAAGAGGAUGUAAGUAUAUUUCAUUCUGGAAAAAAAAGUCUUUUAGCUGCCUUAGGACACGCAGGAUAUGACCUUGUUAUGAUCUUUCAGGCUGAUUUCACGGUUCUAUCCAAGUUUCGGUCGCAUCGGUAGCAUUUUAGUAUGAUUUACAGUGCUACUUGCAGAUUUCCUAUUGCAGUUAUAAGGGUACCAGAUUCAGACAAGGGUACUGUAGUUGCCUAGUUAGAGAAGAACGCUCUUUCUUGUUUUCGAAGGGUCACAUUGCUGGCUCCAAAUCCAUUAAAAGUGACAUAACCUUCGCGUUUUUCAUUUAUAAGAUCAAUUUUGCUUGUUACAGGAACACUUGUAAAUGGCGUGAGAUUAACAUGCACAUUCUCCAUACUCAUUCCUUUACCGUUCAUCUGGCGCUAACGAGGAGAAUUUGACUAGAAGUCACAAUGUUUUUCGCUGCUAAGCAGUUUCCUCUAUUUUCAGCCUUUUAUGAUUGAUACUGUUCACUGGUAGGAUAUAUAGCGAGAAUGUAAAUUGAUGUUGAUCACUGUUAACCGUACAAAAACUGUUUCUUGUGAUCACCGACGGAAAGCAAACGCACCGACGGACAUUUCAAGUAUUUCAAAACUUACACCUAAAAUCAACUUACAGCUAAAAUCAAAAUUGCCCGUCGGAAAAAACGUGAAAGCGCUAAGUGCUUUUUUAAAUGUACCAGCCGUCAGAAAGAUACAAGAAUCCUGAUUAAAAGGAGGCUUUCGCAAAGCCGAGAAGGCUACAGUUUCCAUUAUGUUUGGUUGACUUUGGUUUGUUUUGGUUCUUGGACCUGUGGGACCUCAGGGACCUCUGGGCCGAAGGUUCAUGAUGUCAUUAUUUUCAACAGCCAAUCAGGGGCAAGAAUUUGAUUUGCAUAUGAAUAACAUACAAAAAAACCAUUGAAUUUGUAACCGAGCCGGGAUAGCGCAAUUGGCAUAAGCAUUGAAUUGGUAAUGAAUUGGCAAACAAAGAGGUGACGGGUUCGAAUCCCGCCUGAUUAGCAUAAAAAAGGGAAAAAAAGAAAAAAAUCGCGGCUUGGAUCUGGGAGGGCUUGGGGCGAGGAGAGGGAAGAAAAAAGGCCUUGGGAAGGGUAUGGGAAGCGGGAGUUGGUACACCGGCCCGGCGGCGGGCCGGGGAGGGCAGGGAGAGGGGGGGCAGGCGGGAGGGGGGGUAGAUAGAUAGGUAGAGGGGUAGGUAGAUAGAUAGAUAGGUAGAUAGGUAGAUAGGUAGAGGGGUAGGUAGAGGGGGUAGGUAGAUAGGUAGAUAGGUAGAGGGCGGAGGGAUGGGAGGGGAAGGAAGGGAAGGGAAGGAAGGGAAGGGAAGGGAAGGGAAGGGAAGGGAGGGGGGGGGGGGGGGGUCUAGCCUGCGAGCAAGGUCUCUUGCUGCCGGGAUUGGGGGAGGUUGGGUGGGGUGGGGCAGUGAGAGACCUUGCUCGCAGGCUAGACCCGGGGAGGGUUUUGCUGCUCAGCACAAUUUUUUUUUUUUUCUUCUUACUUUUAUAAAAUUCUUGACUCAAAAUAAGCACUUUUAGAAAAGGAUGCAUUCACGUAAGAAAAAAAACAGGGGAAAAAGGACGUGUGCGAAGAAACAAGCGAAAUUUAUGAUUAUACAUUUGUCAUUACUCAGGAUCAACUUCUCCACACUUUGAGACCCACAGGACGCUUUUUCCCACAUUCAACUUCGCGAGUUAGUCUACUUAUAGUACGUUCCUUUCCUUUAAUGCAGUGGAUAAACUGACCAUGAAGUUGCAAACUGCUCUUCGUCUGAAGUUGGAGAAUUUUCUUUAUUGCUCAUGGACCUUGGGGACAUUUAACAGCCUGAUUUUAAGACUGGAUUGGAAAUAGCUUGAAUUAACCUUGCCUGCGAAAGAAACCCGACCUGAUGGAAUUACUAAUCGUCAAUAGGCCGGGCAAACAAUGUUUGUUUGGUUCAUCUUGUCAAGUGACUUUUGGGUCAAGUUGGACACUGAUGGAGAUCUCCUGAAAUGUCCCUGGGACUCUUGUGAUGUCUCAAGUAAGAGGAUGUAAGUAUAUUUCAUUCUGGAAAAAAGUCUUUUAGCUGCCUUAGGACACGCAGGAUAUGACCUUGUUAUGAUCUUUCAGGCUGAUUUCACGGUUCUAUCCAAGUUUCGGUCGCAUCGGUAGCAUUUUAGUAUGAUUUACAGUGCUACUUGCAGAUUUCCUAUUGCAGUUAUAAGGGUACCAGAUUCAGACUAGGGUACUGUAGUUGCCUAGUUAGAGAAGAACGCUUUUUCUUGUUUUCGAAGGGUCACAUUGCUGGCUCCAAAUCCAUUAAAAGUGACAUAACCUUCGCGUUUUUCAUUUAUAAGAUCAAUUUUGCUUGUUACAGGAACACUUGUAAAUGGCGUGAGAUUAACAUGCACAUUCUCCAUACUCAUUCCUUUACCGUUCAUCUGGCGCUAACGAGGAGAAUUUGACUAGAAGUCACAAUGUUUUUCGCUGCUGAGCAGUUUCCUCUAUUUUCAGCCUUUUAUGAUUGAUACUGUUCACUGGUAGGAUAUAUAGCGAGAAUGUAAAUUGAUGUUGAUCACUGUUAACCGUACAAAAACUGUUUCUUGUGAUCACCGACGGAGACGGACAUUUCAAGUAUUUCAAAACUUACACCUAAAAUCAACUUACAGCUAAAAUCAAAAUUGCCCGUCGGAAAAAACGUGAAAGCGCUAAGUGCUUUUUUAAAUGUACCAGCCGUCAGAAAGAUACAAGAAUCCUGAUUAAAAGGAGGCUUUCGCAAAGCCGAGAAGGCUACAGUUUCCAUUAUGUUUGGUUGACUUUGGUUUGUUUUGGUUCUUGGACCUGUGGGACCUCAGGGACCUCAGGGACCUCUGGGCCGAAGGUUCAUGAUGUCAUUAUUUUCAACAGCCAAUCAGGGGCAAGAAUUUGAUUUGCAUAUGAAUAACAUACAAAAAACCAUUGAAUUUGUAACCGAGCCGGGAUAGCGCAAUUGGCAUAAGCAUUGAAUUGGUAAUGAAUUGGCAAACAAAGAGGUGACGGGUUCGAAUCCCGCCUGAUUAGCAUAAAAAAAAAAAAAAAAAAAUCGCGGCUUGGAUCUGGGAGGGCUUGGGGCGAGGAGAGGGAAGAAAAAGGCCUUGGGAAGGGUAUGGGAAGCGGGAGUUGGUACACCGGCCCGGGGGCGGGCCGGGGGAGGGCAGGGAGAGGGGCAGGCGGGAGGGGGUAGGUAGAUAGGUAGAGGGGUAGGUAGAUAGAUAGAUAGAUAGAUAGGUAGAUAGGUAGAGGGGUAGGUAGAGGGGGGUAGGUAGAUAGGUAGAUAGGUAGAGGGCGGAGGGAUGGGAGGGGGAAGGGAAGGGAAGGGAAGGGAAGGGAGGGGGAAAGGGAGGGGGAAAGGGAGGGGGGGUCUAGCCUGCGAGCAAGGUCUCUUGCUGCCGGGAUUGGGGGGAGGUUGGGUGGGGUGGGGCAGUGAGAGACCUUGCUCGCAGGCUAGACCCGGGGAGGGUUUUGCUGCUCAGCACAAUUUUUUUUCUUCUUACUUUUAUAAAAUUCUUGACUCAAAAUAAGCACUUUUAGAAAAGGAUGCAUUCACGUAAGAAAAAAACGGGAAAAAAGGACGUGUGCGAAGAAACAAGCGAAAUUUAUGAUUAUACAUUUGUCAUUACUCAGGAUCAACUUCUCCACACUUUGAGACCCACAGGACGCUUUUUCCCACAUUCAACUUCGCGAGUUAGUCUACCUAUAGUUCGUUCCUUUUCUUUAAUGCGGUGGAUAAACAGACCAUGAAGUUGCAAACUGCUCUUCGUCUGAAGUUGGAGAAUUUUCUUUAUUGCUCAUGGACCUUGGGGACAUUUAACAGCCUGAUUUUAAGACUGGAUUGAAAUAGCUUGAAUUAACCUUGCCUGCGAAAGAAACCCGACCUGAUGGAAUUACUAAUCGUCAAUAGGCCGGGCAAACAAUGUUUGUUUGGUUCAUCUUGUCAAGUGACUUUUGGGUCAAGUUGGACACUGAUGGAGAUCUCCUGAAAUGUCCCUGGGACUCUUGUGAUGUCUCAAGUAAGAGGAUGUAAGUAUAUUUCAUUCUGGAAAAAAGUCUUUUAGCUGCCUUAGGACACGCAGGAUAUGACCUUGUUAUGAUCUUUCAGGCUGAUUUCACGGUUCUAUCCAAGUUUCGGUCGCAUCGGUAGCAUUUUAGUAUGAUUUACAGUGCUACUUGCAGAUUUCCUAUUGCAGUUAUAAGGGUACCAGAUUCAGACUAGGGUACUGUAGUUGCCUAGUUAGAGAAGAACGCUUUUUCUUGUUUUCGAAGGGUCACAUUGCUGGCUCCAAAUCCAUUAAAAGUGACAUAACCUUCGCGUUUUUCAUUUAUAAGAUCAAUUUUGCUUGUUACAGGAACACUUGUAAAUGGCGUGAGAUUAACAUGCACAUUCUCCAUACUCAUUCCUUUACCGUUCAUCUGGCGCUAACGAGGAGAAUUUGACUAGAAGUCACAAUGUUUUUCGCUGCUGAGCAGUUUCCUCUAUUUUCAGCCUUUUAUGAUUGAUACUGUUCACUGGUAGGAUAUAUAGCGAGAAUGUAAAUUGAUGUUGAUCACUGUUAACCGUACAAAAACUGUUUCUUGUGAUCACCGACGGAAAGCAAACGCACCGGGACAUUUCAAGUAUUUCAAAACUUACACCUAAAAUCAACUUACAGCUAAAAUCAAAAUUGCCCGUCGGAAAAAACGUGAAAGCGCUAAGUGCUUUUUUAAAUGUACCAGCCGUCAGAAAGAUACAAGAAUCCUGAUUAAAAGGAGGCUUUCGCAAAGCCGAGAAGGCUACAGUUUCCAUUAUGUUUGGUUGACUUUGGUUUGUUUUGGUUCUUGGACCUGUGGGACCUCAGGGACCUCAGGGACCUCUGGGCCGAAGGUUCAUGAUGUCAUUAUUUUCAACAGCCAAUCAGGGGCAAGAAUUUGAUUUGCAUAUGAAUAACAUACAAAAAAAACCAUUGAAUUUGUAACCGAGCCGGGAUAGCGCAAUUGGCAUAAGCAUUGAAUUGGUAAUGAAUUGGCAAACAAAGAGGUGACGGGUUCGAAUCCCGCCUGAUUAGCAUAAAAAGGGAAAAAAAAAAAAAAUCGCGGCUUGGAUCUGGGAGGGCUUGGGGCGAGGAGAGGGAAGAAAAAGGCCUUGGGAAGGGUAUGGGAAGCGGGAGUUGGUACACCGGCCCGGGGCGGGGCCGGGGAGGGGCAGGGAGAGGGGGCAGGCGGGAGGGGGGGGGUAGAUAGGUAGAGGGGUAGGUAGAUAGAUAGAUAGGUAGAUAGGUAGAUAGGUAGAGGGGGGGGUAGGUAGGGGGGUAGGUAGAUAGGUAGAUAGGUAGAGGGCGGAGGGAUGGGAGGGGAAGGGAGGGAAGGGAAGGGAAGGAAGGGGGAAGGGAAGGGAAGGGAAGGAGGGGGGGAAGGGAGGGGAAGGGAGGGGGGGGUCUAGCCUGCGAGCAAGGUCUCUUGCUGCCGGGAUUGGGGGAGGUUGGGUGGGGUGGGGCAGUGAGAGACCUUGCUCGCAGGCUAGACCCGGGAGGGUUUUGCUGCUCAGCACAAUUUUUUUUUUUCUUACUUUUAUAAAAUUCUUGACUCAAAAUAAGCACUUUUAGAAAAGGAUGCAUUCACGUAAGAAAAAAAAGGGAAAAAAAAGGACGUGUGCGAAGAAACAAGCGAAAUUUAUGAUUAUACAUUUGUCAUUACUCAGGAUCAACUUCUCCACACUUUGAGACCCACAGGACGCUUUUUUUCCACAUUCAACUUCGCGAGUUAGUCUACUUAUAGUACGUUCCUUUUCUUUAAUGCAGUGGAUAAACUGACCAUGAAGUUGCAAACUGCUCUUCGUCUGAAGUUGGAGAAUUUUCUUUAUUGCUCAUGGACCUUGGGGACAUUUAACAGCCUGAUUUUAAGACUGGAUUGGAAAUAGUUGAAUUAACCUUGCCUGCGAAAGAAACCCGACCUGAUGGAAUUACUAAUCGUCAAUAGGCCGGGCAAACAAUGUUUGUUUGGUUCAUCUUGUCAAGUGACUUUUGGGUCAAGUUGGACACUGAUGGAGAUCUCCUGAAAUGUCCCUGGGACUCUUGUGAUGUCUCAAGUAAGAGGAUGUAAGUAUAUUUCAUUCUGGAAAAAAGUCUUUUAGCUGCCUUAGGACACGCAGGAUAUGACCUUGUUAUGAUCUUUCAGGCUGAUUUCACGGUUCUAUCCAAGUUUCGGUCGCAUCGGUAGCAUUUUAGUAUGAUUUACAGUGCUACUUGCAGAUUUCCUAUUGCAGUUAUAAGGGUACCAGAUUCAGACUAAGGGUACUGUAGUUGCCUAGUUAGAGAAGAACGCUUUUUCUUGUUUUCGAAGGGUCACAUUGCUGGCUCCAAAUCCAUUAAAAGUGACAUAACCUUCGCGUUUUUCAUUUAUAAGAUCAAUUUUGCUUGUUACAGGAACACUUGUAAAUGGCGUGAGAUUAACAUGCACAUUCUCCAUACUCAUUCCUUUACCGUUCAUCUGGCGCUAACGAGGAGAAUUUGACUAGAAGUCACAAUGUUUUUCGCUGCUGAGCAGUUUCCUCUAUUUUCAGCCUUUUAUGAUUGAUACUGUUCACUGGUAGGAUAUAUAGCGAGAAUGUAAAUUGAUGUUGAUCACUGUUAACCGUACAAAAACUGUUUCUUGUGAUCACCGACGGAAAGCAAACGCACCGACGGACAUUUCAAGUAUUUCAAAACUUACACCUAAAAUCAACUUACAGCUAAAAUCAAAAUUGCCCGUCGGAAAAAACGUGAAAGCGCUAAGUGCUUUUUUAAAUGUACCAGCCGUCAGAAAGAUACAAGAAUCCUGAUUAAAAGGAGGCUUUCGCAAAGCCGAGAAGGCUACAGUUUCCAUUAUGUUUGGUUGACUUUGGUUUGUUUUGGUUCUUGGACCUGUGGGACCUCAGGGACCUCAGGGACCUCUGGGCCGAAGGUUCAUGAUGUCAUUAUUUUCAACAGCCAAUCAGGGGCAAGAAUUUGAUUUGCAUAUGAAUAACAUACAAAAAAACCAUUGAAUUUGUAACCGAGCCGGGAUAGCGCAAUUGGCAUAAGCAUUGAAUUGGUAAUGAAUUGGCAAACAAAGAGGUGACGGGUUCAAAUCCCGCCUGAUUAGCAUAAAAAAGGAAAAAAAAGAAAAAAAUCGCGGCUUGGAUCUGGGAGGGCUUGGGGUGAGGAGAGGGAAGAAAAAAGGCCUUGGGAAGGGUAUGGGAAGCGGGAGUUGGUACACCGGCCCGGGGGCGGGGGAGGGCAGGGAGAGGGGGACAGGCGGAAGGGGGGUAGGUAGAUAGGGAGAGGGGUAGGUAGAUAGAUAGAUAGAUAGAUAGAUAGAUAGGUAGAGGGGGGUAGGUAGGGGGGGGUAGGUAGAUAGGUAGAUAGGUAGAGGGCGGAGGGAUGGGAGGGGGAAGGGAAGGGAAGGGAGGGGAAGGGAAGGGAAGGGAAGGGAAGGGAAGGGAGGGGGGGAAGGGAGGGGGUCUAGCCUGCGAGCAAGGUCUCUUGCUGCCGGGAUUGGGGGGAGGUUGGGUGGGGUGGGGCAGUGAGAGACCUUGCUCGCAGGCUAGACCCGGGGAGGGUUUUGCUGCUCAGCACAAUUUUUUUUCUUCUUACUUUUAUAAAAUUCUUGACUCAAAAUAAGCACUUUUAGAAAAGGAUGCAUUCACGUAAGAAAAAAACGGGAAAAAAAGGACGUGUGCGAAGAAACAAGCGAAAUUUAUGAUUAUACAUUUGUCAUUACUCAGGAUCAACUUCUCCACACUUUGAGACCCACAGGACGCUUUUUCCCACAUUCAACUUCGCGAGUUAGUCUACUUAUAGUACGUUCCUUUUCUUUAAUGCAGUGGAUAAACUGACCAUGAAGUUGCAAACUGCUCUUCGUCUGAAGUUGGAGAAUUUUCUUUAUUGCUCAUGGACCUUGGGGACAUUUAACAGCCUGAUUUUAAGACUGGAUUGGAAAUAGCUUGAAUUAACCUUGCCUGCGAAAGAAACCCGACCUGAUGGAAUUACUAAUCGUCAAUAGGCCGGGCAAACAAUGUUUGUUUGGUUCAUCUUGUCAAGUGACUUUUGGGUCAAGUUGGACACUGAUGGAGAUCUCCUGGAAAUGUCCCUGGGACUCUUGUGAUGUCUCAAGUAAGAGGAUGUAAGUAUAUUUCAUUCUGGAAAAAAAGUCUUUUAGCUGCCUUAGGACACGCAGGAUAUGACCUUGUUAUGAUCUUUCAGGCUGAUUUCACGGUUCUAUCCAAGUUUCGGUCGCAUCGGUAGCAUUUUAGUAUGAUUUACAGUGCUACUUGCAGAUUUCCUAUUGCAGUUAUAAAGGGUACCAGAUUCAGACAAGGGUACUGUAGUUGCCUAGUUAGAGAAGAACGCUUUUUCUUGUUUUCGAAGGGUCACAUUGCUGGCUCCAAAUCCAUUAAAAGUGACAUAACCUUCGCGUUUUUCAUUUAUAAGAUCAAUUUUGCUUGUUACAGGAACACUUGUAAAUGGCGUGAGAUUAACAUGCACAUUCUCCAUACUCAUUCCUUUACCGUUCAUCUGGCGCUAACGAGGAGAAUUUGACUAGAAGUCACAAUGUUUUUCGCUGCUGAGCAGUUUCCUCUAUUUUCAGCCUUUUAUGAUUGAUACUGUUCACUGGUAGGAUAUAUAGCGAGAAUGUAAAUUGAUGUUGAUCACUGUUAACCGUACAAAAACUGUUUCUUGUGAUCACCGACGGAAAGCAAACGCACCGACGGACAUUUCAAGUAUUUCAAAACUUACACCUAAAAUCAACUUACAGCUAAAAUCAAAAUUGCCCGUCGGAAAAAACGUGAAAGCGCUAAGUGCUUUUUUAAAUGUACCAGCCGUCAGAAAGAUACAAGAAUCCUGAUUAAAAGGAGGCUUUCGCAAAGCCGAGAAGGCUACAGUUUCCAUUAUGUUUGGUUGACUUUGGUUUGUUUUGGUUCUUGGACCUGUGGGACCUCAGGGACCUCAGGGACCUCUGGGCCGAAGGUUCAUGAUGUCAUUAUUUUCAACAGCCAAUCAGGGGCAAGAAUUUGAUUUGCAUAUGAAUAACAUACAAAAAAACCAUUGAAUUUGUAACCGAGCCGGGAUAGCGCAAUUGGCAUAAGCAUUGAAUUGGUAAUGAAUUGGCAAACAAAGAGGUGACGGGUUCGAAUCCCGCCUGAUUAGCAUAAAAAAGGGAAAAAAAGAAAAAAAUCGCGGCUUGGAUCUGGGAGGGCUUGGGGCGAGGAGAGGGAAGAAAAAAGGCCUUGGGAAGGGUAUGGGAAGCGGGAGUUGGUACACCGGCCCGGGGGCGGGCCGGGGGGAGGGCAGGGAGAGGGGGCAGGCGGGAGGGGGGUAGGUAGAUAGGUAGAGGGGUAGGUAGAUAGAUAGAUAGGUAGAUAGGUAGAUAGGUAGAGGGGUAGGUAGAGGGGGGUAGGUAGAUAGGUAGAUAGGUAGAGGGCGGAGGGAUGGGAGGGGGAAGGGAAGGGAAGGGAAGGGAGGGGAAGGGAAGGGAAGGGAAGGGAAGGGAAGGGGGGGGGGGGAGGGGGGGUCUAGCCUGCGAGCAAGGUCUCUUGCUGCCGGGAUUGGGGGGAGGUUGGGUGGGGUGGGGCAGUGAGAGACCUUGCUCGCAGGCUAGACCCGGGGAGGGUUUUGCUGCUCAGCACAAUUUUUUUUCUUCUUACUUUUAUAAAAUUCUUGACUCAAAAUAAGCACUUUUAGAAAAGGAUGCAUUCACGUAAGAAAAAAACGGGAAAAAAAGGACGUGUGCGAAGAAACAAGCGAAAUUUAUGAUUAUACAUUUGUCAUUACUCAGGAUCAACUUCUCCACACUUUGAGACCCACAGGACGCUUUUUCCCACAUUCAACUUCGCGAGUUAGUCUAUUUAUAGUACGUUCCUUUUCUUUAAUGCAGUGGAUAAACUGACCAUGAAGUUGCAAACUGCUCUUCGUCUGAAGUUGGAGAAUUUUCUUUAUUGCUCAUGGACCUUGGGGACAUUUAACAGCCUGAUUUUAAGACUGGAUUGGAAAUAGCUUGAAUUAACCUUGCCUGCGAAAGAAACCCGACCUGAUGGAAUUACUAAUCGUCAAUAGGCCGGGCAAACAAUGUUUGUUUGGUUCAUCUUGUCAAGUGACUUUUGGGUCAAGUUGGACACUGAUGGAGAUCUCCUGGAAAUGUCCCUGGGACUCUUGUGAUGUCUCAAGUAAGAGGAUGUAAGUAUAUUUCAUUCUGGAAAAAAAGUCUUUUAGCUGCCUUAGGACACGCAGGAUAUGACCUUGUUAUGAUCUUUCAGGCUGAUUUCACGGUUCUAUCCAAGUUUCGGUCGCAUCGGUAGCAUUUUAGUAUGAUUUACAGUGCUACUUGCAGAUUUCCUAUUGCAGUUAUAAGGGUACCAGAUUCAGACUAGGGUACUGUAGUUGCCUAGUUAGAGAAGAACGCUUUUUCUUGUUUUCGAAGGGUCACAUUGCUGGCUCCAAAUCCAUUAAAAGUGACAUAACCUUCGCGUUUUUCAUUUAUAAGAUCAAUUUUGCUUGUUACAGGAACACUUGUAAAUGGCGCGAGAUUAACAUGCACAUUCUCCAUACUCAUUCCUUUACCGUUCAUCUGGCGCUAACGAGGAGAAUUUGACUAGAAGUCACAAUGUUUUUCGCUGCUGAGCAGUUUCCUCUAUUUUCAGCCUUUUAUGAUUGAUACUGUUCACUGGUAGGAUAUAUAGCGAGAAUGUAAAUUGAUGUUGAUCACUGUUAACCGUACAAAAACUGUUUCUUGUGAUCACCGACGGACAUUUCAAGUAUUUCAAAACUUACACCUAAAAUCAACUUACAGCUAAAAUCAAAAUUGCCCGUCGGAAAAAACGUGAAAGCGCUAAGUGCUUUUUUAAAUGUACCAGCCGUCAGAAAGAUACAAGAAUCCUGAUUAAAAGGAGGCUUUCGCAAAGCCGAGAAGGCUACAGUUUCCAUUAUGUUUGGUUGACUUUGGUUUGUUUUGGUUCUUGGACCUGUGGGACCUCAGGGACCUCAGGGACCUCUGGGCCGAAGGUUCAUGAUGUCAUUAUUUUCAACAGCCAAUCAGGGGCAAGAAUUUGAUUUGCAUAUGAAUAACAUACAAAAAAACCAUUGAAUUUGUAACCGAGCCGGGAUAGCGCAAUUGGCAUAAGCAUUGAAUUGGUAAUGAAUUGGCAAACAAAGAGGUGACGGGUUCGAAUCCCGCCUGAUUAGCAUAAAAAAGGGAAAAAAAGAAAAAAAUCGCGGCUUGGAUCUGGGAGGGCUUGGGGCGAGGAGAGGGAAGAAAAAAGGCCUUGGGAAGGGUAUGGGAAGCGGGAGUUGGUACACCGGCCCGGCGGCGGGCCGGGGGGAGGGCAGGGAGAGGGGGCAGGCGGGAGGGGGGUAGGUAGAUAGGUAGAGGGGUAGGUAGAUAGAUAGAUAGAUAGGUAGAUAGGUAGAGGGGUAGGUAGAGGGGGGUAGGUAGAUAGGUAGAUAGGUAGAGGGCGGAGGGAUGGGAGGGGGAAGGGAAGGGAAGGGAGGAGGGGAGGGGAAGGGAAGGGAAGGGAAGGGAAGGGAAGGAAAGGGAGGGGGAAAGGGAGGGGGGUCUAGCCUGCGAGCAAGGUCUCUUGCUGCCGGGAUUGGGGGAGGUUGGGUGGGGUGGGGCAGUGAGAGACCUUGCUCGCAGGCUAGACCCGGGAGGGUUUUGCUGCUCAGCACAAUUUUUUUUUUUUUCUUACUUUUAUAAAAUUCUUGACUCAAAAUAAGCACUUUUAGAAAAGGAUGCAUUCACGUAAGAAAAAAACGGGAAAAAAAGGACGUGUGCGAAGAAACAAGCGAAAUUUAUGAUUAUACAUUUGUCAUUACUCAGGAUCAACUUCUCCACACUUUGAGACCCACAGGACGCUUUUUUUUUCACAUUCAACUUCGCGAGUUAGUCUACUUAUAGUACGUUCCUUUUCUUUAAUGCAGUGGAUAAACUGACCAUGAAGUUGCAAACUGCUCUUCGUCUGAAGUUGGAGAAUUUUCUUUAUUGCUCAUGGACCUUGGGGACAUUUAACAGCCUGAUUUUAAGACUGGAUUGGAAAUAGCUUGAAUUAACCUUGCCUGCGAAAGAAACCCGACCUGAUGGAAUUACUAAUCGUCAAUAGGCCGGGCAAACAAUGUUUGUUUGGUUCAUCUUGUCAAGUGACUUUUGGGUCAAGUUGGACACUGAUGGAGAUCUCCUGGAAAUGUCCCUGGGACUCUUGUGAUGUCUCAAGUAAGAGGAUGUAAGUAUAUUUCAUUCUGGAAAAAAAGUCUUUUAGCUGCCUUAGGACACGCAGGAUAUGACCUUGUUAUGAUCUUUCAGGCUGAUUUCACGGUUCUAUCCAAGUUUCGGUCGCAUCGGUAGCAUUUUAGUAUGAUUUACAGUGCUACUUGCAGAUUUCCUAUUGCAGUUAUAAGGGUACCAGAUUCAGACAAGGGUACUGUAGUUGCCUAGUUAGAGAAGAACGCUCUUUCUUGUUUUCGAAGGGUCACAUUGCUGGCUCCAAAUCCAUUAAAAGUGACAUAACCUUCGCGUUUUUCAUUUAUAAGAUCAAUUUUGCUUGUUACAGGAACACUUGUAAAUGGCGUGAGAUUAACAUGCACAUUCUCCAUACUCAUUCCUUUACCGUUCAUCUGGCGCUAACGAGGAGAAUUUGACUAGAAGUCACAAUGUUUUUCGCUGCUAAGCAGUUUCCUCUAUUUUCAGCCUUUUAUGAUUGAUACUGUUCACUGGUAGGAUAUAUAGCGAGAAUGUAAAUUGAUGUUGAUCACUGUUAACCGUACAAAAACUGUUUCUUGUGAUCACCGACGGAAAGCAAACGCACCGACGGACAUUUCAAGUAUUUCAAAACUUACACCUAAAAUCAACUUACAGCUAAAAUCAAAAUUGCCCGUCGGAAAAAACGUGAAAGCGCUAAGUGCUUUUUUAAAUGUACCAGCCGUCAGAAAGAUACAAGAAUCCUGAUUAAAAGGAGGCUUUCGCAAAGCCGAGAAGGCUACAGUUUCCAUUAUGUUUGGUUGACUUUGGUUUGUUUUGGUUCUUGGACCUGUGGGACCUCAGGGACCUCAGGGACCUCUGGGCCGAAGGUUCAUGAUGUCAUUAUUUUCAACAGCCAAUCAGGGGCAAGAAUUUGAUUUGCAUAUGAAUAACAUACAAAAAAAAACAUUGAAUUUGUAACCGAGCCGGGAUAGCGCAAUUGGCAUAAGCAUUGAAUUGGUAAUGAAUUGGCAAACAAAGAGGUGACGGGUUCGAAUCCCGCCUGAUUAGCAUAAAAAGGGAAAAAAGAAAAAAUCGCGGCUUGGAUCUGGGAGGGCUUGGGGCGAGGAGAGGGAAGAAAAAAGGCCUUGGGAAGGGUAUGGGAAGCGGGAGUUGGUACACCGGCCCGGGGGCGGGCCGGGGGGAGGGCAGGGAGAGGGGGCAGGCGGGAGGGGGGUAGGUAGAUAGGUAGAGGGGUAGGUAGAUAGAUAGAUAGGUAGAUAGGUAGAUAGGUAGAGGGGUAGGUAGAGGGGGGUAGGUAGAUAGGUAGAUAGGUAGAGGGCGGAGGGAUGGGAGGGGAAGGGAAGGAAGGAAGGGAGGGGAAGGAAGGGAAGGGAAGGGAAGGGGAGGGGGGAAAGGGAGGGGAAGGGAGGGGUCUAGCCUGCGAGCAAGGUCUCUUGCUGCCGGGAUUGGGGGAGGUUGGGUGGGGUGGGGCAGUGAGAGACCUUGCUCGCAGGCUAGACCCGGGAGGGUUUUGCUGCUCAGCACAAUUUUUUUUUUCUUCUUACUUUUAUAAAAUUCUUGACUCAAAAUAAGCACUUUUAGAAGAGGAUGCAUUCACGUAAGAAAAAAAGCGGGAAAAAAGGACGUGUGCGAAGAAACAAGCGAAAUUUAUGAUUAUACAUUUGUCAUUACUCAGGAUCAACUUCUCCACACUUUGAGACCCACAGGACGCUUUUUCCCACAUUCAACUUCGCGAGUUAGUCUACUUAUAGUACGUUCCUUUUCUUUAAUGCAGUGGAUAAACUGACCAUGAAGUUGCAAACUGCUCUUCGUCUGAAGUUGGAGAAUUUUCUUUAUUGCUCAUGGACCUUGGGGACAUUUAACAGCCUGAUUUUAAGACUGGAUUGGAAAUAGCUUGAAUUAACCUUGCCUGCGAAAGAAACCCGACCUGAUGGAAUUACUAAUCGUCAAUAGGCCGGGCAAACAAUGUUUGUUUGGUUCAUCUUGUCAAGUGACUUUUGGGUCAAGUUGGACACUGAUGGAGAUCUCCUGGAAAUGUCCCUGGGACUCUUGUGAUGUCUCAAGUAAGAGGAUGUAAGUAUAUUUCAUUCUGGAAAAAAAGUCUUUUAGCUGCCUUAGGACACGCAGGAUAUGACCUUGUUAUGAUCUUUCAGGCUGAUUUCACGGUUCUAUCCAAGUUUCGGUCGCAUCGGUAGCAUUUUAGUAUGAUUUACAGUGCUACUUGCAGAUUUCCUAUUGCAGUUAUAAGGGUACCAGAUUCAGACAAGGGUACUGUAGUUGCCUAGUUAGAGAAGAACGCUUUUUCUUGUUUUCGAAGGGUCACAUUGCUGGCUCCAAAUCCAUUAAAAGUGACAUAACCUUCGCGUUUUUCAUUUAUAAGAUCAAUUUUGCUUGUUACAGGAACACUUGUAAAUGGCGCGAGAUUAACAUGCACAUUCUCCAUACUCAUUUCUUUACCGUUCAUCUGGCGCUAACGAGGAGAAUUUGACUAGAAGUCACAAUGUUUUUCGCUGCUGAGCAGUUUCCUCUAUUUUCAGCCUUUUAUGAUUGAUACUGUUCACUGGUAGGAUAUAUAGCGAAAAAAAUUGAUAAAAUUGAUGUUGAUCACUGUUAACGGUACAAAAACUGUUUCUUGUGAUCACCGACGGAAAGCAAACGCACCGACGGACAUUUCAAGUAUUUCAAAACUUACACCUAAAAUCAACUUACAGCUAAAAUCAAAAUUGCCCGUCGGAAAAAACGUGAAAGCGCUAAGUGCUUUUUUAAAUGUACCAGCCGUCAGAAAGAUACAAGAAUCCUGAUUAAAAGGAGGCUUUCGCAAAGCCGAGAAGGCUACAGUUUCCAUUAUGUUUGGUUGACUUUGGUUUGUUUUUGGUUCCUGGGACCUCAGGGACCUCAGGGACCUCUGGGCCGAAGGUUCAUGAUGUCAUUAUUUUCAACAGCCAAUCAGGGGCAAGAAUUUGAUUUGCAUAUGAAUAACAUACAAAAAACCAUUGAAUUUGUAACCGAGCUGGGAUAGCGCAAUUGGCAUAAGCAUUGAAUUGGUAAUGAAUUGGCAAACAAAGAGGUGACGGGUUCGAAUCCCGCCUGAUUAGCAUAAAAAAGGGAAAAGAAAAAAAUCGCGGCUUGAGGCUGGGAGGGCUUGGGGCGAGGAGAGGGAAGAAAAAAGGCCUUGGGAAGGGUAUGGGAAGCGGGAGUUGGUACACCGGCCCGGGGGCGGGCCUGGGGGAGGGCAGGAGAGGGGGGGGGCAGGAGGGGGUAGGUAGAUAGGGUAGGGGUAGGUAGAUAGAUAGAUAGGUAGAUAGGUAGAUAGGUAGAGGGGUAGGUAGAGGGGGGUAGAUAGGUAGAUAGGUAGAGGGCGGAGGGAUGGCUAGGGGAAGGGAAGGAAGGGAAGGGAAGGGAAGGGAAGGGAAGGGGAGGAGGGGAAAAGGAGGGGGUUUGCCUGCGAGCAAGGUCUCUUGCUGCCGGGAUUGGGGAGGUUGGGUGGGUGGGCAGUGAGAGACCUGCUCGCAGGCUAGACCUGGGAGGGUUUUGCUGCUCAGCACAAUUUUUUUUUCUUCUUACUUUAUAAAAUUUUGACUCAAAAUAAGCACUUUUAGAAAAGGAUGCAUUCACGUAAGAAAAAAAACGGAAAAAGGACGUGUGCGAAGAAACAAGGAAAUUUAUGAUUAUACAUUUGUCAUUACUCAGGAUCAACUUCUCCACACUUUGAGACCCACAGGACGCUUUUUCCCACAUUCAACUUCAUGAGUUAGUCUAUUUAUAGUACGUUCCUUUUCUUUAAUGCAGUGGAUAAACCGACCAUGAAGUUGCAAACUGCUCUUCGUCUGAAGUUGGAGAAUUUUUCUUUAUUGCUCAUGGACCUUGGGGACAUUUAACAGCCUGAUUUUAAGACUGAUUGAAAUAGCUUGAAUUAACCUUGCCUGCGAAAGAAACCCGACCUGAUGGAAUUACUAAUCGUCAAUAGGCCGGGCAAACAAUGUUUGUUUGGUUCAUCUUGUCAAGUGACUUUUGGGUCAAGUUGGACACUGAUGGAGAUCUCCUGAAAUGUCCCUGGACUCUUGUGAUGUCUCAAGUAAGAGGAUGUAAGUAUAUUUCAUUCUGGAAAAAGUCUUUUAGCUGCCUUUAGGACACGCAGGAUAUGACCUUGUUAUGAUCUUUCAGGCUGAUUUCACGGUUCUAUCCAAGUUUCGGUCGCAUCGGUAGCAUUUUAGUAUGAUUUACAGUGCUACUUGCAGAUUUCCUAUUGCAGUUAUAAGGGUACCAGAUUCAGACUAGGGUACUGUAGUUGCCUAGUUAGAGAAGAACGCUUUUGUUUUCGAAGGGUCACAUUGUUGGCUCCAAAUCCAUUAAAAGUGACAUAACCUUCGCGUUUUUCAUUUAUAAGAUCAAUUUUGCUUGUUACAGGAACACUUGUAAAUGGCGUGAGAUUAACAUGCACAUUCUCCAUACUCAUUCCUUUACCGUUCAUCUGGCGCUAACGAGGAGAAUUUUCUAAGAAGUCACAAUGUUUUUUUCGCUGCUGAGCAGUUUCUAUUUUUCAGCCUUUAUGAUUGAUACUGUUCACUGGUAGGAUAUAUAGCGAGAAUGUAAAUUGAUGUUGAUCACUGUUAACCGUACAAAAACUGUUUCUUGUGAUCACCGACGGAAAGCAAACGCACCGACGGACAUUUCAAGUAUUUCAAAACUUACACCUAAAAUCAACUUACAGCUAAAAUCAAAAUUGCCCGUCGGAAAAACGUGAAAGCGCUAAGUGCUUUUUAAAUGUACCAGCCGUCAGAAAGAUACAAGAAUCCUGAUUAAAAGGAGGCUUUCGCAAAGCCGAGAAGGCUACAGUUUCCAUUAUGUUUGGUUGACUUUGGUUUGUUUUGGUUCUUGGACCUGUGGGACCUCAGGGACCUCAGGGACCUCUGGGCCAGAAGGUUCAUGAUGUCAUUAUUUUCAACAGCCAAUCAGGGGCAAGAAUUUGAUUUGCAUAUGAACAACAUACAAAAAAAAACCAUUGAAUUUGUAACCGAGCCGGGAUAGCGCAAUUGGCAUAAGCAUUGAAUUGGUAAUGAAUUGGCAAACAAAGAGGUGACGGGUUCUGAAUCCCGCCUGAUUAGCAUAAAAAGGGAAAAAGAAAAAAAUCGCGGCUUGAUCUGGGAGGGCUUGGGGCGAGGAGAGGGAAGAAAAAGGCCUUGGGAAGGGUAUGGGAAGCGGGAGUUAUACACCGGCCCGGGGCGGGCUGGGGAGGGCAGGGAGAGGGGCAGGGGGGAGGGGGGUAGGUAGAUAGGUAGAGGGGUAGGUAGAUAGAUAGAUAGGUAGAUAGGUAGAUAGGUAGAGGGUAGGUAGAGGGGGGGUAGGUAGAUAGGUAGAUAGGUAGAGGGCGGAGGGAUGGGAGGGGGAAGGGAAGGGAAGGGAGGGGGAAGGGAAGGAAGGAAGGGAAGGGGAAAGGGAGGGGAAAGGA
Porites lobata is the source of this 20422-nucleotide messenger RNA. The record is from the annotation of a GenBank genome assembly. Lineage: Eukaryota; Metazoa; Cnidaria; Anthozoa; Scleractinia; Poritidae.